Molecule: messenger RNA, 1510 nt
Organism: Fusarium oxysporum Fo47
Lineage: Eukaryota; Fungi; Ascomycota; Sordariomycetes; Hypocreales; Nectriaceae
Product: Alpha/Beta hydrolase protein
Exons: 4
Coding region: 59-1510 (483 amino acids)
Biological process (GO): L-homoserine metabolic process
Molecular function (GO): homoserine O-acetyltransferase activity
Source: RefSeq, a predicted model, not a curated record
AACAGCCAUAUCUCGUAUCCUUACAUCUUGCCUCACCAGCAUCACUGCCACCGCGACCAUGAAAUCUUGGACCAAAGCAAUCCUCUCUCUGGCACUCUUAUCGCCCCUCAUUUGCGCUAAGGCAUUGUGGCCAAAGCCCUCCCGUGGAAGCUUCAACAUCGAGGACUUCACCUUUGACUCUGGCGAGAUCAUCGACUCCCUGAACAUCAGCUAUCAGACCCUCGGUGAGCUAAAAGUCAAUUCCGAUGGAUCCAACAACGCCGUUGUUCUCCUCCAUGGAACCACUGGUUCUAGCGCCCAGUUUCUCGUGGAAGAGUUCGCUGGUGCCCUUUUCAACCCAGGCCAGCCUCUCGACGCCAAUGAGUACUUCAUCAUCAUGCGCGAUGCCAUCGGUCACGGGAACUCAAGUAAGCCUAGCAACACUGGCCUUCGCGCCUCGUUUCCAAAGUAUCAGUAUCCUGACAUGAUUCGUGCGGACCACCUCCUUUUGACUGAGCACUUCAAACUUAACCGGACCCGUCUGACGCUUGGUGUUUCGAUGGGCGGUAUGCACACUUGGAUGAUGGGCGGAGAAUAUCCAGGCUUUUCGGAUGCCUUGAUGCCUAUUGCUUCCUUCCCAGUUGAGAUAGCUGGCCAUAAUCGGCUGUUUCGGAAGUUCAUCACUGAGCUUAUCACGAUUGAUCCACCAUGGAAAGGUGGCGAUUAUGAGAAGCAGCCAGCUGCUGGCCUUGGAGGUGCACUCAUGAUUCAACUUGUCCUUCUUUCGUCUCCUUCAUAUUGGCAGCGAGAAUUCCCUACUCGUGAAGCCAUGGAUAAGUACGUUGACGAUCGCAUCAUUCCUCGGCUUGAAGAUUUUGAUGCCAAUGAUCAACUCUAUGCUUGGAACGCAUCUCAAACCUACAAUCCCAAAGCAGGUCUUAAGAAUAUUAGGGUUCCUUUGACUGCUGUCAAUACUGCCGAUGACUUGCUGAACCCGAGUGAACUCGGAUUCUUGGAGGACGGUAUCGCGAACGACAUGACGCCUGGAUAUGGCCGAGCAGUUACUAUUCCUGCAAGCAAUGAGACUAGUGGACAUGAUAGCUACAUCAUGGCUAGUCUUUGGAAAGAUGAACUUAAGAAGAUUCUAGCUCGAUCGGGCGCCAUUGAAUACUUACUAAAUUACAAUAUGUCUGAUUCCAAGCAAGGCGGAGAUCUGUUCGACAUGGCCAAGGAUGGCACAUCCAUUCCUGGCGAUGCCGGCAAUCAAAACACGAUCAGUUCCGUGCCCAACCCCCAUCAACGCGAUGGUGAGGCCGCAGGCGGUCUUGGCUCAUCCGAUCUGGCUGGCGCAGCAGACAACGCUGUCCUUUCAGCUUCUGAGGGCCGAGAGUCUGGUGUUGGUGAGGGAAUCAGUGCGACAGGUCAUGACAUUCCUCAGUCUGUAACUGGGAAGCCUGGUGGUCGGGGAGGUACACAAGGCAAGGAGGAGAUCAGAAGGGAUACAGGCGCUUUUGCGAAUAGGGAGAAUUAG